UUAGUUUAAUAAACCUUUUUCAUUGCGCCCCAUGUGUAUUUUAGCAGGCCUGUUUGUUAACCUUUCUCAUGUUCAUUGUCCGAAUGUAAAAAAACCAGGAAACUAGGGUUUCUUAUUCCUCACAAACUUCGAAUUUUCACAGGAAAAUUUUCUGCUGAUCAUCUAGCGUUUUCACUUCUCUCCAAUUUUCGAUUUUUCUGGUGCAUGAAUGGAUGACAUGGAGGAUGAUGCCAGGUACCCACAAAAACCCUACUCGUUCAAUCGCCAAAAGCUUCCUUCUUAUCCCCACCGAGCGUCCGGUCGUUACGUAGACGAUCAAUUCGGCAAGUACAAUGAACAGAACGACCCAGAUGAAUACGAUAUAGAUGAUGAAGAUGACGAUGACGACGAAGACGAGGACAACGAUGCGUCCCCAAAUGUAUAUAGCCACAAUUUCGAAGGGAGCCACGAUUUCAGGCGAUACCCAAAGCGGCAAAGACUGAAAAACUCGGCAGAGAACUACCAAUUCGUGGCGAGAAACACGAAAUCAUCCUUCGGGGAACGCAAUUCGGGAUCCAAUUGGAGCGAGGAUGAGGAGUUCGUGCUUUUAGAGGCGUGGGGAGACAAAUUUUUGCAAUUGGGGAGGAGGAGCCUGAGGUCAGAGGAUUGGGUGGAGGUGGCGGAAAAAGUAAGUGAAGAGACGGGGACUCAGAGAACAGAAGCUCAAUGUAGGAGCAUACUGGAUUCGUUAAAGAGAAAGUAUAAAAAGGAGAAAUCGAAAAUGGAGCAAAUGGGAACCAAUGGUAGCAAAUGGCGUUUCUUCAAGAAGUUCGACAUAUUGUUGGGGUUUUCAGGGAGAAAAGAGUGGAAUGGUGGUUUAGCUUGUGGUGUUGAUUCAGGGGAGUUUGUGUUCAUGGAUACACGUGUGUAUUUGGAGCGCGCAAAUGGGUUUGAUGAAAUGAGGGAUAGUCCAGCAGAUUCAGAAGAUGAGAUGGAGAAUGAGGACGAGGAUGGGCUUUCAAGUAAAAGGUGUGAGGAUUCGUCUUUAAGGGUGUUGGCGGAUUCAGUGCAGAAGUUUGGGGAAAUAUAUGAGAAGAUAGAGAGUAGUAAGAGGGAGCAUAUGCUGGAGUUGGAGAAGAUGAGAGAAGAUUUCCAUAGGGAGUUGGAGUUGCAAAAGAAGCAGAUUUUGGAGAAGGCUCAUGCCGAGAUUGCAAAAAUUAGGGAUGCCAAUGAUAAUGAUGAGGAUACAGAUGAUGAUUCUGCGCAGAAUCUCAGUGAAUAAUGCAACUCUAUAAAAGUUCUUGUGCCCCAGUUAAUUGUGAAGCUGUGAGGAAGAGAUGUUCAAUGUAUUUCAUGCCCGUGGAAUGACUUAGACUGUUGGAUCAGCUCUUUGACUCAUCUUCAUUUAUGUUGAUAAGUAUUUUAUUGAAUGGAUUUUUUUUCCCUCCAGCUUAUGUGGUUGACUGUGGCCCCAAGCUUAUAUUUGUUGGGUCUACAUGUAUAUACAUAUGCUUGGUGAAUUUGGAGUUGCCUGUGAAUCUGUGCAUGCUUGCAUGGCCAUGGAUGCACAUGCAUGCGCUGCAUUUUUGGGUUCAUGUGGCAUUAGUUUGAUGAGGUUCCUAAUCAUGGAGUAUGUUUCUGACUAUUUUGGAAUAUCCUUU
Messenger RNA from Tripterygium wilfordii, 1640 nucleotides. Its product is annotated as trihelix transcription factor ASIL1-like. The record is from RefSeq and is a predicted model, not a curated record. Lineage: Eukaryota; Viridiplantae; Streptophyta; Magnoliopsida; Celastrales; Celastraceae. Gene Ontology annotation, cellular component: nucleus. The coding region runs from base 209 to 1261 and encodes 350 amino acids. Gene Ontology annotation, molecular function: transcription cis-regulatory region binding. The transcript is spliced from 2 exons.